Tachysurus vachellii is the source of this 2932-nucleotide messenger RNA. RefSeq names its product zona pellucida sperm-binding protein 3 receptor-like. The record is from RefSeq and is a predicted model, not a curated record. The transcript is spliced from 16 exons. Bases 166 to 1968 code for a protein of 600 amino acids. Lineage: Eukaryota; Metazoa; Chordata; Actinopteri; Siluriformes; Bagridae.
UCCACCCACAUCUUCAUUGUAGGGGCAGUGAUGAAACCUGUGAUGAUGACUAAGGACACGACGAUACUUCCUUAAUGACUACAUUACCUGCCUUCAUUAAAGUCUUACUAAACUAGGUAACACCUGGCUGUUCAGGAAUUAAAUAAAAAGGUUUAAAAGGAAAAGAUGCGCGAGACCCCGUGGUACAGGCUGAUCAUCUUCCUCACAUGUCUGAUGAAGGUUACAGAAAUCCAAGCACAAUGUGAGAGACCUGAUGUUGGGGAAAACAGGCUUAUAGUCGAUGACUCGGGACAGAAGACAUACCCAAAUGGAUCUACAUUAACGUUCAAGUGUGCUACUGGUUAUCGGCCUGUGGAUUUAUCAGCUCCCAAGAUUAUCACCUGUGUGGGAACCCAAUGGACCAAACUGGAGCUUAAUUGCACAAAAAAGAGCUGUGGAGCCCUUCCUGAUUUCCCCAAUGGGAAAUAUACUUAUCCAGAUGGAAUUCUGUUCGGUGCAACCGCCAUCGCACAAUGUAACACAGGGUUUUCGCUUCUUGGAGAAAAUACUAGAAAUUGUCGUGAGAAUGGAUGGGAUGGGAGAGACCCUGUGUGUGAAGCGGUGAAAUGUGAACCACCUCCCAGUAUACAGAAUGGAACGUUUGAUCCCCUGGACGAUUUUUAUAACUAUGGACAAGCAGUCACAUACUCAUGUAUUAGAGAUUACAAUCUUAUUGGAGAAUCAACAAUAGUCUGUUCUGCUAAUGGAACUUUUCAUCCUCCUCCUCCUCGGUGUUUACUGGUAGAGUGUGAGGCACCUAACAUUAAAAACGCAGUUCGAGUUGAAGGAAAACCACCACCGUACAGAUAUAAAAAUUUCGUCCGAUACCAAUGUAAUAAAGGCUACAUAAUGAAUGGAUCUGGUUACCUGGUAUGUGAAGAAAACGGAUGGAAUCCACCUCCUCCUGAGUGCAUCACCCAAUGUGAGAGACCUGAUGUUGGGGAAAACAGGCUUAUAGUCGAUGACUCGGGACAGAAGACAUUCCCAAAUGGAUCUACAUUAACGUUCAAGUGUGCUACUGGUUAUCGGCCUGUGGAUUUAUCAGCUCCCAAGAUUAUCACCUGUGUGGGAACCCAAUGGACCAAACUGGAGCUUAAUUGCACAAAAAAGAGCUGUGGAGCCCUUCCUGAUUUCCCCAAUGGGAAAUAUACUUAUCCAGAUGGAAUUCUGUUCGGUGCAACCGCCAUCGCACAAUGUAACACAGGGUUUUCGCUUCUUGGAGAAAAUACUAGAAAUUGCCGUGAGAAUGGAUGGGAUGGGAGAGACCCUGUGUGUGAAGCGGUGAAAUGUGAACCACCUCCCAGUAUACAGAAUGGAACGUUUGAUCCCCUGGACGAUUUUUAUAACUAUGGACAAGCAGUCACAUACUCAUGUAUUAGAGAUUACAAUCUUAUUGGAGAAUCAACAAUAGUCUGUUCUGCUAAUGGAACUUUUCAUCCUCCUCCUCCUCGGUGUUUACUGGUAGAGUGUGAGGCACCUAACAUUAAAAACGCAGUUCGAGUUGAAGGAAAACCACCACCGUACAGAUAUAAAAAUUUCGUCCGAUACCAAUGUAAUAAAGGCUACAUAAUGAAUGGAUCUGGUUACCUGGUAUGUGAAGAAAACGGAUGGAAUCCACCUCCUCCUGAGUGCAUCACACAAUGUGAGAGACCUGAUGUUGGGGAAAACAGGGUUAUAGUUGAUGACUCGGGACAGAAAACAUUCCCAAAUGGAUCUACAUUAAUGUUCAAGUGUUCUACUGGUUAUCAGCCUGUAGAUUCAUCAGCUCCCAAGAUUAUCACCUGUGUGGGAACCGAAUGGACCAAACUGGAGCUUAAUUGCACGAUUUCUCGAAUUAAUCUCACCACAGCUCCACCAUCAGACAGCCCCUGUUUGAAGCCCUGUGGAAUAAUUAUAGCUGUGGUUGUAUUUCUGCUGCUGUCCUUCUAGGACCCAAGAACUAUCAUUCUGACUGAUGCCAAAUUGUUUUGAUAAGACUGAGGAACUCUUACAAUAUAGAAGUGAUGCCCAUUGAUUUUUUUACAAUCUUAGCGGUGAACUCUACUUUGUGAUUGCCUUUCAGGAAAGCUGUUUUCCUGAUUUUUAUAGAUUAGGUACAAUUUUGCACUGUGAUCUUUGUCUGGUAUGAGUGUGUUUUAAAUUAUUUUGUGUUAUUUAACAAAUAUAGUGUUAACUCUUUUCCCAGUUUUAAUGUUGUUUUCCUGCCAGAGAUGCUGCCUUCUGUAAAACAUCCAGUGCAGGGGACAAAGUAUUUAGAAAUUCAACAUCGAAAUGGUUAUUCAGUGGAGCACAAAAAAAGCACAAAAAUCAAUUCUAGAAUUUGGAAUUUGGUGUUUUUCUAAAAAAUUAGAUUUAAUGGACAAAAUACUGCACCUUUUUUGCUAUUUUUUUUGUCAUUGUCAUUUUGCUUUUCUUAUAAUUAGAUAAUGUAAAUAAACACAGAUUAGGAUGGAAGAAUGUCAUUGUAUUUCACUGCUAUGUAUUAACACAUAAGAAUGUAAAUCGAAAUCAAAAUUAACUGAGAGUCUGUAGAAAAGUUCAGGAUUUCAGAUUGCUUACUAUUAUAUAUAACAUUUGGACACCACAUGGCCAAAGGUAUAUGAACAUUGGAGAUAUAUGACCUUGUUGGACAUCCCAGUCAAAAACAUUACAGCAUUACAAAAUAUGGACUCUAAAAAUAUGGGGUUAUGACUGUGGGUGGUUCAAACACCUGUACUCAGUAUUUAGGAGGAGUGUCCACAGACCUAUUUACUCAUUAUGACUACUGAUACUUUUAUCCCUUAAUGUAAUCUCAUACCAAUAUCACAACAUUUGGAUUAAAAACACUCCAACACACAAUAACACAAAUCUACAAUACAAAAUCUGUUUGCAUUAAAUUUUUAUUUUGUAAUUA